AUGAAUAGCCUGACGCGCCACAAGAACAAGCACGCUGGCAUCACGGACCAUGCCUGUCAGUGGUGCGAGUUUACCCAUUGGGACGCCUCGAGGGUUUGCAGGCACGAGCAGACCGAGCAUAAGCGCUUAUGGGAAGAUAGGCGCCAGGCCAGGUCCGCCAAGGCCGCGAAGUCGUCUAAAUGCAAGAAAGCUACCUCUGCGAAUAAGCCUCGCGCCAGGCAGACCCGGUCGUCCCUCGCGAAGGUCGAAGCCGCGCAACGUCGCGAAACCCGAGCGAUGCGCCGGGUUCGCGCGGCUCCCAAGGCCAGCGCCUCGCCUUCGCCCGUGGUGCCCACCCAGCAGCAUCUCGCACCCGACGUCGAGUUUACUCUGCUUGCGAGCGAAGCACUUUGUCCGCCCUCAGUUUCCGGCUUAUCCCCCUCCCCUCCUAUUGCCAGCUCGAGCACCGUUCUACCAAUGGUCGCCCCCUCAUCGGAGCUUGGGUACUUUCAAGAUGUCCCUUUCGAGUACGAGGUCGCCGUUCACGGUCUCGGGGAACAGGUCGUGCAUGCCGACCAGAACUCUCGAGCACAGGUCGAAGCCGCUGGUGUAUCUCAGCUCCCGAACGCCACGUAUGACUUCUACUACCCCGGCCUCCAGACUGGCCUCGAGACCGGCCUCGGAUUGGACAUGUCGUACCCGACGCAUGUCCAGCAGGCAAUGCCCUCCCCCAUGAACCAGUUCACCCCCGCGACCUUCUUCCCGGGUUAUGUUUCGAAUUUUGCGGAACAGGCCUAUAUCCCGCUGGCGCAAUACCCGCAGUACGCUUCCGCCCCCGGAACGCCGUAUACGUACUCGAACAGCUCAAGCCCUGCCUCCGUCGAUGACCUGCUCAUCGCGACCCCUCCCGAGCUCUUCUCGCAGGACUUCCCAAGCUUCCAUCCCGCUUCGCAGGAUGCGUCCCUUCUGCAAUUCCCCGGCGCUCCCUUCCCGCCGGCGCCUUUGACCGGCAACGAGCUGAUUGACCUAUCGUGUGACCCCAACCUGCUCCAGUGGAUAACCAAUAGUGAGCUUCCGGCGCUCAUCUUCGCGCAAUAG
Messenger RNA from Punctularia strigosozonata HHB-11173 SS5, 1077 nucleotides. RefSeq lists its product as uncharacterized. The coding region runs from base 1 to 1077 and encodes 358 amino acids. The transcript is spliced from 2 exons. Lineage: Eukaryota; Fungi; Basidiomycota; Agaricomycetes; Corticiales; Punctulariaceae. The record is from RefSeq and is a predicted model, not a curated record.